CAAUAAUCUUUGUUUUCUCGGAUGUGACAUGGGGGGUGUUUUUGUUGGGGAGCUAUUGCAAACCCUAAAACUGCCCACCUCUGACUCCUUUGCUCCUCUUUCCGUCACAUGAUCCUUGAUUUCAUUCAUCCUCCUGGGCUGACACUCCUUCUGAGCAAAACAUUUCUCAACAUGGGAGUAGGAUACAGAUCCCAGAGAGAAUCCUUGCCACAUCCUCACUAAUUCAUGUUGCCGUUUCAAUUUCCAGCUCAGGAACUGAUUGCGCUGGUCAGCUUGUAGUCGCCUAAAUACAAAUUUAAAGCUUCAAUAUUACAAAGCAGAGCAUUGACCGGAUGGGAUUUUCGGCUGUUUGCAGUGGGAUGAGCCUUGAAGUCAUCAUGUGUAUGCUGCUCUUUGCAGCCGCCUUCACAGUUUCUGAAGUUUUUGGCAGCAGCAAAGAGAGCAGUUCACACAUGUGGACCCGGCAGAGGCUGCCAAGGCUGCUGGUUACACACAAAUCCAUUAUGAACGCAAGUUUGCUUAGUGGACAGAUGGAGGACAAAGUCAAAUCAACAGCCAACACGCUCUGUGGAACCGAGUGUCAGAGCAGUCCACCAUCAUUCAGGCAAACUAAGCAGGAAAGGAUUCUGGGAUACCAGACCCUGUAUGAAAAUGGCACGCAAACACAUACAGAUGUGGGCCUGGAGUGGAUGAACAAGACUCUGGGAGGAGACAGUGUAAAGCAGGUUCAUAUCCGCAGGAAACGGCAAGUUUUUGGAGCAGAUGGACGCUUUGUCAUCUCAGAUUCAAGCUUUAUCACUAACUACCCAUUCUCCACAGCGGUCCGCCUUUCCACUGGCUGUUCUGGAGUCCUCGUGUCUCCAAAACAUGUGUUAACAGCAGCUCAUUGUAUCCAUAAUGGCAGAGACUACCUGGAGAACGCUGGGAGCCUUAAAGUUGGGCUGUUACAGCUCAAGCAUGAUGGAAGUCUGAGAAGAAAGAGGGGAAGGAGACGAAGGGGUGGUAGGAUACAAGAUAAGGUAGACUUGAGGAGAGGAGAGGCAGAGAGUGAAAAUAAAAACAGUGCUAGAGGAUUGAGAAAGAGAAGGGGAGGUGAAAGGAGAAGUCGAAGGUUAAGGAAAAGAGGCGGUGAGGGAAAAGCUACUGCUGGGGAAAAGGAAUUUGAGAGAAAAGGUAGAAAGGGUCAGCGUUUCAGUCGCAACCGGCGUCAAGUAGCACCAGGAAAGCAAGCUGUGUUUCGCUGGACUCAAGUUAAACAAACCCAAAUCCCUCAAGGAUGGAUCCACACCAAUGCCUCCGCCAACUCUGAGUCUCUUGACUAUGAUUACGCCCUCUUGGAGCUGAAGCGGCCUGUCAAGCAAAAGCACAUGGAGCUUGGGGUGGCGCCACCUUUACUACCUCUGGCACGAAUCCACUUCUCAGGGUACGAUGCCGACAAAAGCCUGCUGGAGGGAAGUGGAGAAGAGAAGGUCGUUUAUCGCUUCUGCUCAGUGAUAAAAGAGUCAGAUGAUUUGAUGUAUCAGCACUGCGAUGCUCAACAAGGCGCAGCUGGCGCAGGUGUUUACAUCCGUUUGAGGAAGAAACCCAGACGUAAAGGCGGGAGAUGGAUCUGGCAGAGGAGGGUGAUCGGAGUGUUUUCAGGCCAUCAGUGGGUGGAAGAGGAUCAGGACGGGCCGGGGGAGUUCAAUGUUGCAGUAAGGAUCACGCCUCACAAAUAUGCUCAGAUAUGCCACUGGAUUUAUGGAGAUUCAGGUUUCUGUAAUGAGGUUUGAGCUCAGAGAUCGACAUGAGAUAAAGAUGCUUUCACUGUUUGAGGAAAGCAAAGGUCAGGGAUAACGUAUCAACAAAGUAUAGAGCAAUUGAAAAAUUUGUGCAGUGUUAAACAGAGAAUAACUGUGAUCUUGUGUAUCAAAGGACAACAAUGACCAUCCUCCUAUCAGUCGUUGACACAGUAUUUUUUUAAAGUGCACUGUUUACUCAUUGUAUUUUCAGAUUUUUUGCUGCAGUUGCUACACUUGUGUUUCUUCAGUCUCAAUGCCAGAAGGAAGCAAUAUGAAUUUUUAUACAUUUAGCCUUACAAAGCAUGUCUAUGUCUUCAAAAUGUUUGUAUUCAAUAACAGACAUUAAAAUAGUUUUCUUCUAGUGUUGUAUAUAUUUUCAAUAAAGGGACCCCCGCCUAUUUGCAGUUCAGUAUUUAUUGAUUUACCUAUUCGUAUCAUUUUCUAUUCACCGAAAAUGUAAACUAUUCACAAAUUUUAUAUCUAAAAUGUUUUUUCAAUCUCAAGCAGAAAGAUGAAGAAGAUUGUGGAUGUUACCUUGUGUUGUGAUACCACUUUGCAUAUUCAUGCAUUUUAAGGUCUAUUUAGUAUUUGAACUAUUAAAAUAGGGAAUUAUAAGCGUUUUUAGGGGGGUCUCAAAUAUUCCUAGAUUUCUGGUAUUUGUGGGUGGUUGUUCCUAUAAACCUUCAAAUACCGGCGAUCCACUGUAGUUUAGUUCUGGAUUACUUGCAGGUGUGAAUCUCUGGGGAAUCUCUCACAUUUCACAUCUGUUCAAACUCAGCGAAUCUGUUCUCAUUUUCACAUUAUGAUUGCAUUGUCCUUUGGUCUUUGAAAAAGGACUCUCCUGUUCUUUCUCCUGUCCAUCUCGAAUAAUUUUCACAUGUAAAAUUGUUGUUGAUGUUAUUGAACUCUGAAUUAAAGCAAAUAU
Molecule: messenger RNA, 2706 nt
Organism: Poeciliopsis prolifica (blackstripe livebearer)
Lineage: Eukaryota; Metazoa; Chordata; Actinopteri; Cyprinodontiformes; Poeciliidae
Product: serine protease 23-like
Exons: 2
Coding region: 333-1772 (479 amino acids)
Biological process (GO): proteolysis
Molecular function (GO): serine-type endopeptidase activity
Source: RefSeq, a predicted model, not a curated record